Messenger RNA from Parasteatoda tepidariorum (common house spider), 2349 nucleotides. RefSeq lists its product as uncharacterized. The record is from RefSeq and is a predicted model, not a curated record. Gene Ontology annotation, molecular function: protein binding. Lineage: Eukaryota; Metazoa; Arthropoda; Arachnida; Araneae; Theridiidae.
AUACUCGAGGCAUUGCGGUAAACUUAAUUUUUUUCAUAAAAAAAUCAUGUACAAAACUAAAUUUACUUUUACUUGGAAAAUCGAAAAUUUUUCAUUUUGCAACCAUAAUAAUGGCGUGAAAUUAUUGAGUCCCGCAUUUGGUUCCGAAAAUUUUAAAAUAAUCAUAGGCAGUUUAGUUCUUUAUCCAAGGGGAGAGAGUAAGGAAUAUUCUGAAUUUAUUUCAUGCACUUUAAGCGUUUUGACACUCGAGCAAGUUGGUUUUCUUCAAUAUGAAAUCGAAGCAAUUGGAGCCAGUGGUAAGAUAUUGAAAAAUCAUAAGUGGGAUAAAUUUUCAACUCCUAGCGAUACGGAGUUGAAAUGUCCUGAUUUCCUUGCUAUCAAAGAUAUUCUCCAAGAUGCACAGGAGUGUGAAGAAGAUACUCUUACAAUUCGUUGUAAAUUUCUUGGACAAAAUUCCACUCGUACUAUGAAAGGGGAAGAUUUUUCGUGCACAAAAAUUGGCGUCGAUAGAAUUUUUUUUGAAAUGCAAGUACUUAGAACGGCUCCAAAGAAACGUUUAAUAACGUUUGGAUCGAAAAAUAGUUUCGAGUUUUCUAUUUUUGAAAGAAGCGAAAACCUUGAAGCCACAUUUACAAGGGUGGUUAUUGAAACCGUUAACAAUGAACCAUGCAUUGUGGACUGCACUUUGACCCUGCAUGACAAAUUCAAUUCAAAAAUAUGUUCCGCAAGAGCAAAGCAUUAUUUUUUUUCAGUAAAUUGCACAUAUUGGAAAUUUCCUUCAGACACCCUUUCUAAGGAAUGGAAAAGUUAUCUAAAAGUUUUCAAACGUGAUCCCUCCCAUCGUUUACUUAUUUACUGUGAAUUUUCCGUUUCGAAUGGUACAUAUUUUCAAAUUUAUAUGCCUAAAUCUGACUCAUCAUCACCAACAAGUGCUUACUCUUCCUUGCAGGAAGACCUUCGAAAUUUAUUCCAUAACAAACAUCUCAGCGAUGUGAAAUUGCGAGUGGAUGGUGAAAUUAUUGAAGCACAUAAAACUGUUCUAGUGGCUCGAUCCCCAGUAUUUGCAGUUAUGUUUGAUCACCAAGAGAUGGAAGAAGCUCGCAGUGGCAUUGUCGACAUCGUUGAUAUUGAUGCCUACGUCAUGAAAUCAUUUUUGAAAUUCUUAUACACCGAUAGUGUAGAUGAGGUAUUACCCUUGUAUCAAGUAAUAUCAAGUAUUGCCCUUGAAAGAAAAAUGUGCCAUGUUUUUGAAGAAGGAAAUGUCAGAGGAGAACGUAUGUGAAAUAUUGUCUCUGGCAGAUGCAGUAAAUCAUGAAUUUUUAAAAUCAACUUCCAUUGAAUAUAUAAUUGCGAAAUCAACAACAGUUUUAUCUUCUCCACAAUGGAUACCAUGGAUGAAAAACAAUAUGGAAUCGGCGACAGUCAUUUUCACAAAAUUAACGCUAAGCCAAUCUUCAGCAAAAAACUGAACAUCAGGGUUGUCUGUGACCGAGCAUAAACGUCUAUGUAAAAUGAAGGUAGCGAGAUCGAAUACCUGGACGCAUGACAAUAAUGAACUAAAUUUGGUUUCAAUACAUAUACGGGCUCGUGUGUUUUAUGCACAAAAAAAUGGACUCGUACCUUAUUACAUUGAAAAACAGACAACACAAAAAUUAGAGAAAAAACACAAAGAUAUUAAACACUCUACAUUUAUGCUUCCGAAUGUUUAGUGGAAGAACGAUCCCCCUCACCAUCAAAGCCCCAAUAAUGUAUGGCUGUUUUACUAACAAUAAAUUCAAGGAGCUUUCCUACUCAUGCGGUGCUUCUGUUCUCCUAACCGCUUUGGAGCAUGAAUGCAGAGAGAUCGAAUACCGCUAUCACACUGAAUGUAUAUUCUUGCUUCGUUUCACAAACUUGUGCUAUCUGCUUUUCAGAUUGAAUAGAGUUCUUAAUCAUCUCUUUGUAUUUACAAAAAAAACAUGCCUAUGUAUGUAUAUAAAUCCCACUUCCUCCAUAAAAGAUGCAUAAAACAGUCAGUAUAGUUUCAUUUAUUAGAGUUUAAAAUAAAUAACAUGAAUUAAAGCACUUGAAAGUGUCAGUGAUGCACACUUUCUCUCUAUUAAUAAGUAAUAUAUUAAUACUAAUAAUGUAAUAAUAAUCUCGAAUAAUAAACAACCAACCACCACCUUACUCUUAUGAGCAAUUUAUGUAUAGUACUAUUUUUAAUAAACCAUUGUAAAGUCUAUUACUACUUUAUUUGGUAAAAGGCAUAGAGACAAAUUAAAUUAUCAAACACAUCGUGAAAUGAAUUACAGUUCUGAAGAACGUAUUGGUAAUCUCGUCGUGAUACAUUAGAGAGAGGCAUAAAUA